Ipomoea nil (Japanese morning glory) is the source of this 689-nucleotide messenger RNA. Its product is annotated as protein enabled homolog. The transcript is spliced from 2 exons. Lineage: Eukaryota; Viridiplantae; Streptophyta; Magnoliopsida; Solanales; Convolvulaceae. The coding region runs from base 25 to 534 and encodes 169 amino acids. The record is from RefSeq and is a predicted model, not a curated record.
GCCACCCUCAGACUGAGCGCAGCCAUGAAGAUGAUCAAAGCCAUGAAGAAGCUCAAGUUCUGGUCGAGAAAGAAGAAGAAAAAGCUCAUCAAGCCUCCUUUCAAAGACCACAUCCCACCCCCUCCUCCGCCUCGUCGUCCGCCACCGCCGCCGCCGCCGCCGUGCUGCCAUUGCUAUUACCCGUACAGCCCCGUCGAGCCGUCUGCUCCGCCGCUGCCCCCCGGCGUCGACUUCGGGGCCUUCGAGGAGGAAACCCACGACACCAUUCUGCUGGCAGAAGAAGACAUAAUCUCCAUCACUGAAAAAACUUCACAAGACGACGGUGAUCCUAUGAGCUCGCCGCCGGAAAAUAUUACAGAGAGUUAUCAGAAGUAUAUGGAUCCGAAUCCGGUGUAUGGAGUUCCGGCGACGGCGGCUGCCGGCCCGGCAAUCAGAAGCGAAAGAGGUGCGGGCGGAUUCGGAUGCGUGAUUGAUGUCGGGUUUCACCUGUUCCGUUGUUUCUUCCCGUGUUUUCACGUACGAGAAUUCAAGUGACCAAAGAUUCAUGUGCGCCGCAUGUUGAUCGAGUUCGUGACUGUUAAUGCGGAGAUUAUAAGGCAAGAUUAACGGGUCUAAUCAUGUUUGAGUAUUUUGAUUUUCACUUCUAGUGGUUCCCAAAAGCUAAUUGAUAUUUUGAUAUCUUUUAUUUA